GCGCCCAGCCGUGCCGCGCCGUGCCGACCUCGGAUGAAUUCGCGACCAAGCAACGGGAUGAAUUCCCGGCUCGGAGCACUGUGCUCUGUGUCCGUGUGCAGUGAAGUGCUCCCUACUCUGUUCUUGAUAAGAUGAUCACGACACCACGUCGCGCCCUAAAGCGGCAGCCGUAGGCAGUCUCGCAUCAGGCCGUGACGGGGAGUCAGGAGUGGACUCCUCUUCUUUUCUAGCUACUUCUUCGUCCACUUCUUGGUCCAGCUAGAUCGUGCGCGCCCGUGCCGCGGUUUCUUUCGGCCGCGAUCGGUGGUAGUUCGGGAUGCAUCAGAUUGGGAGCGGGAUGUACGUGUCCGGCCCGGCGCCGGACAGGAGGCGGGAGCGGCGGCUGUCGUCGGGCUCGGCCGCCACGCCGCCGUACACGGGCGGGGACGUGGCGCGGUCGGGCGAGCUCGGCCGGAUGUUCGACAUCGCCGCGUCGCAGGCGCCGUCGCCGGCCUCCUCGCGCCGGAGCUCCGGCCCGCUGCCCCGCCCGUCCCCGUCGCCGGCGUCCGGCCCGCUGUCGCAGCUCUCGCACCCGGGGCUCCUCGUCGGGCCGUCCCCGUCCCCGUCCCAGGCCCCGUCGCCGGGGCGCGGGUCCUCGAGGAAGGGGAGCUGGAGGCGCGGCGGCGCCGGGAAGGAGGCGGAAGCCGCGGGCGGCAGCGCGGCGGCGCGCGGGAGCGCCAGGCUCGGCGUCCCGUUCGCGUGCUACGUGCUGGUGGCCGUGGCGGCCGCGGCCGCGCUCGGCGCCGGGGCGUUCUGCCUCGUGUCGUGGCGGCGGUGGGAGGUCCUCGCCGCGGCGGGCGGCGCGGUGGCCGCCGUCGGGGCGGCGUUCGCGUGGAACGCGUGGAGGAAGGGCGCCGAGGCCGAGCGGUUCUUCCGGCGGUUCCCCGACACGGUGUUCGACGGCCACGGGGACAUGCCCGUCGGCGAGCUCGUCAAGAUCACCGGGCAAGUUACCUGCGGCCGCCACCCGCUCGCCGCCUACUUCCACGACGGCGCCGCCCGAUGCGUGUUCACGUCCGUCCAGCUGUUCAAGCGCCGUCGAUGGGCCGGGUGCUGCUGCCGCCGCUGGUGGCAGCUGAGACACUCCGAGGCACGGGUGGCGAACUUCUACAUUUCUGACAGGAACUCCGGCAAGAGGUUCUAUGUGCGCGCCGGCGAGGGUGCUAAGAUCACUCCGAUGAUCAAACUGAGAACUAUCAGCUUUGACGGCGACGGGAAGGGCGCGUCAUUGGACCUGAAGAACUGGAUGGAAAGCAACGGCUUGUCCUGCGAUGGCGCUGUGCGCGCCAAGGAAGGGUUCAUCAGAGAGGGAGACACAACAAGUGUGAUAGGCGUCCUGAAGAAGCACCAUGGCUGUGACAUCGUCGACGCACCAGCCGGUGUGGUCACCACCGGGUGCCAGCCAAUGCGGUGCAUGUUCCCUGUCCUCAUCGAGGGGCUUAUACUAACCGGGAACGAAGACCCUGAUGAGGCUGUAUAUAUGGUCUGAACUCUAAACAUAUACACUGAUGUAGAAUACACGCGUUGUUGGGGACGAAGAGGAUGUUUUUAGUACCUCUCCAUUUAGGGUUUCUGAUAAAAAAAAUAUUUAUGACUUUCAUAGUUGAUGGAAUGAAAUGAUGUAAAUUAAAAUUGUAUUUGUAGGCUUGUCGGUAGUAUAGGUGUGAUUUCUUUUGUUUCUUCUUAAGAGGACUACUCAAUUGUUUGUUGGAAAAGGCUUGAUGUUAUUGUGCCGCAUUUCUUUUGCAAUCUA
Molecule: messenger RNA, 1792 nt
Organism: Panicum hallii
Lineage: Eukaryota; Viridiplantae; Streptophyta; Magnoliopsida; Poales; Poaceae
Exons: 4
Coding region: 317-1528 (403 amino acids)
Source: RefSeq, a predicted model, not a curated record